AUGGGACUUGAACUUGACUCCGAGCGCUUUCCUGCUAAUGUUGUCGACACCCGAAUCCUAGCAGACCAUGUUACCUUACCGUUCUCUAAGCUCACACUGCCCUCACGGUUUGUGAAAGCUGCUAUGACAGAAGAACUCUCAUCCUGGGACCAGGCUCGUCUCGAGAAGCGAGGUAUCCCAACCGACGAACUCAUCCGUGUUUACGAGGAAUGGGGGAAGGGAGGGUACGGAAUGAUAAUCACUGGAAACGCAAUGAUCACACCGGUUGAUUUACAGAAUCCAGGGAACGCAAUUGUUUAUAAGCCAUUCGAGAGUCCUGAACGUCUUUCCGCGUUCAGACGUUGGGCGGAAGCGGGGAAGCGUCAUGGCGCUCUGAUGAUCAUGCAAAUUAAUCAUUGCGGAAGGCAGACCUCAGACUCCUUGAAUCCAAAUCCGGUUUCAGCAAGUGAUGUUCAGCUGGAGCGACGUGUCGGAACGGGCUUCGGGAAACCGAGACCUUUGACAAAGGGUGACAUUGAUGAGAUAGUGGAGCAGUUCGCGUACAGCGCCGACUUUGCUUACAGAGCUGGCUUUGAUGGGAUCCAGUUGCACUGCGCACAUGGUUAUCUAUUAGCGCAAUUCCUCUCCAGCACAACAAAUCUGCGUACGGACGAAUAUGGUGGACCUCUAGAGAAUCGAGCUCGUAUCAUUUAUCGUAUCAUAGAAGAAAUGAAACGUCGCGUUCCUCCUACCUUUUCUAUCGCCAUCAAGAUUAAUUCAGUCGAAUUUCAGCAUGGUGGAUUUCAGCCUGAGGAAUGCAGGACCGUUUGUGCACACCUGGAGUCAUUUGGUGUAGACUUCAUCGAGCUGUCAGGCGGAACUUACGAAGAGUUUGGGUUUCACCAUAAGCGCGAGUCGACUCGUAAGCGCGAAGCGUUUUUCGUGGAAUUUGCUGAUAUUAUCCGCCCCGCAGUCAAGACGAGCAAGGUCAUCCUAACGGGCGGCUUUCGCACGGGCGAAGGAAUGGUCCGUACUGUCACUUCAGGAUCCACGGAUCUCAUUGGUGUCGCACGACCUGCGUGCGAGGAACCGGACUUCCCGAAUCUACUUCUAUCGGGAAGUAUACAAAGCGCGCGACGGACUCUUCUGCCAGAGGCCGAAGAUUUUCUUUCAAUAAUCGUCUCGGGCACUCAGAUCAGGCAAAUUGCAUUCGGGGAGAAACCCUUCAACUCUGCGUCCUCGGAAAAUAUGGAGAAAUUCAAGCAGGUGCUGGAAGUCCACAUGCAGAAAUUGAAGGAAGCUGGCGAACAAGGAGUUAUUCUUGCAGGAGGAUAUCCAGAGAUGCACGUGUAG
Messenger RNA from Fomitiporia mediterranea MF3/22, 1332 nucleotides. RefSeq names its product NADH oxidase. NCBI's taxonomy places the organism in Eukaryota, Fungi, Basidiomycota, Agaricomycetes, Hymenochaetales, Hymenochaetaceae. The record is from RefSeq and is a predicted model, not a curated record. Bases 1 to 1332 code for a protein of 443 amino acids. Gene Ontology annotation, molecular function: oxidoreductase activity; FMN binding. The transcript has 4 exons.